Messenger RNA from Poeciliopsis prolifica (blackstripe livebearer), 1643 nucleotides. RefSeq names its product tetratricopeptide repeat protein 9A. Lineage: Eukaryota; Metazoa; Chordata; Actinopteri; Cyprinodontiformes; Poeciliidae. The transcript has 3 exons. Bases 197 to 937 code for a protein of 246 amino acids. The record is from RefSeq and is a predicted model, not a curated record. Gene Ontology annotation, molecular function: protein binding.
AGAGGACGGAGCUGCGACACUGGCGAGGCGAAAGGCGCGACUACAGCCGACAAGAUGCGGUGAAAAGCUCCACUCCCCCUCCCCACCCUCACACACCUCCCAAGGCUUUUUUAUUUUAUUUCAUUUCAUUUUAUUUAUUUUUUAAAUACCACAGAGUGGCAGGGUAGACGGAAAUUAGAAAGGAGACGGGUCCAAGAUGAGUGCGGUCCAGGCUGGAGGCGGAGAGAGGGUGGACGGCGGCAGAGGGAGCCUCGCCGCCAAUAGCGGCGGCGUCAGCGGCUCCCCGAGGCUCCAUCAGCGCGUUCAGCCCCCCAACAGCGGCAGCCGGACGAAAGAGAGCAGGAAUCAACAGCAGCAGCAGAGGCAUCAUGGUGGGUCGAUGCUGAAGCAGCCAUCCCACAAUGAGCCAGCUGACGUCGUGAGGCGGGCGCUGGACUUUAAGAGCCAAGGCACUCAGUGCUACAAGGAUAAGAAAUACAGAGAGGCCAUCGGCAAGUACCACCGCGCUCUGCUGGAGAUCAAGGGGCUGUGCCGGGUGCUGGGGGACCCGGACCCCGGCCCCAGGUCCACGACCACCCUGCUGCCGACCAUCAGCAAGUCCAGCACGCUGACGGACGAGCAGAAGGGGGCGAUGGAGAACGCGGAGCUGGAGUGUUACAACAGCCUGGCCGCGUGCCUCUUGCAAAUGGAGCUGGUGAACUACGAGCGGGUGAAGGAGUACUGCCUGAAAGUGCUUCUCAAGGAAGGGAAGAACUUCAAAGCCCUUUACCGCUCUGGAGUGGCCUACUACCACCUGGGAGACUACCAGAAGGCCCUGUACUACCUGAAGGAGUCGCACAAACAGGAGCCAUCAGACACAAACGCCAUCCGCUACAUCCAGCUAACAGAGAUGAAGAUUCGGCGGAACGCCCAGAAAGAAAAGAAAGACGCGUCGUAAGCCGGCGCGUCGCCCGUCAUCAGCUGCAUUCCCACUGCGCGCCACGCGGACCUCAAAGCCCGCCGGAAGUCUUAUGGUGUGAAAUCAGAUCUGUUUAGCGGUUUCUUUGCUUUGCGCAGCCUACGGUUUGCCACUUGUUCAACUUUGUAGUGUGGGUUGUGUUUGUCGUGACGGAGGUUCGGAAUUUCGUUUAUUUAUAUAUAUAUAUUUUAUUUAUUUUUAGUUUUGUUCUUCAGAAAAAGAAACGACACCAAAUGUGUUUGACAAGAAUCUCUACAUGUUGCGCUCCGGCUCCUCUGAAGCGACGCACUGCCAGUCCAAAACGUUGCACUUUCCGGGCCGGAAACCGGAGCGACAAGUUCCGCUGUAAGUCGGCGCGCGCGCACACUCGCACACUCGAGACGGGCUUCUAAACCAACCUGCCUUCCUAAAAGUGAGCGACGACCACCCUCACACCUUACUGUUAUUUGCUUACCUUAAAAAAAAUGUAAUUCACAAAGCACACGGUUGUGGUACGACACCAGACGCAUAUGACACAUAUAUGUAAAUAGGCUGUUAUGUAAAAUCCCGUAGAAAUCUAAGUGAAAAGAAAACUGUAUGUCUUUAUUAAUGCCAGAAUGAAGCACAUCACUCAACAUUUAUUGUAUCUUAAAAUUCCUUAUGUGUAUGGUAAUAGUGUAUGUGUAAUAAACUUGUUUAAUAAUUA